Molecule: messenger RNA, 1985 nt
Organism: Ctenopharyngodon idella (grass carp)
Lineage: Eukaryota; Metazoa; Chordata; Actinopteri; Cypriniformes; Xenocyprididae
Product: glycine N-acyltransferase-like protein 3
Exons: 5
Coding region: 297-1148 (283 amino acids)
Cellular component (GO): mitochondrion
Molecular function (GO): glycine N-acyltransferase activity
Source: RefSeq, a predicted model, not a curated record
UGGCCAGAACUAUCAAACCAAACCAGUCUGACCAGUAUAAUUUGGGUGGAGGCUAGUUGAUUGUAGUUAUCCGAUGUGCACAAAUAAACACUUUAAUUUAAACAGCAGGAAAGCUAAUAUUAGAUAGAAAUGAUCCACUUCUCCAGCAGUAGCAUUAACCACCAUUUUACUAAUGUAAUAUGUGAGGCUGAAAUGCACAGCUUCUGAGACUUUUAAAAACACUUCCUUGAUUGGUUCUUGGCAUAGAUACAGCUUUGUAAUUUCCGUGAGCAUCGGUGUGAUCUGAACGGCACAGGAUGAUCAUUCUCAGGACAGAGGAACUCGAACAAGCUGAGAGCGUUUUGAAGCAGUUUUUUCCCGAGUCCAUCAAGGUUUAUGGCUGUAUAUUCAACAUAAACCGGGGGAAACCUCACAAUCUGCAGGUGAUUGCAGACCAGUGGCCAGAUUUCACUGUCAUUAUUUGCAAACCGAAAGUUCAGGGCACAAAGGAUCGAGAAGGAGAUUUCAACAUUUACAGCAUCUACUCAAAGAGCAAAGACAGCCUGAGGAAGUUUCUGGACACACCUGGUGUGAUCAAUCAAGACUCAUUCACAUUAUUGGCAGGGGUUGACAUCAAGCAUUUAGAAGCGGUUCAGGAGUUUGCGGAUCAACAUGGACUUCCUUGGAAAGUACAAGUAGUGAUGAAUGUGUUAAUGCUUCAGGAUGCAAACCAGCUGCGGUUUAAACAGAGUUCAGCAGGUCUCAGAUUUUCUCCGCUCAGCGAAGCUCAAGCACAUCUGGUGAACAGCACAUGGAAGUAUGGAGGAGACAGUAACAGCUACAACUCAGUGCUGAACUACAUCUCCCAUAAUCCUUCACUGUGCGUAAUCGAGGAGGGCGCCACCGAGCCCGUCUCUUGGCUGCUUGUGUACCAACACGCUGCUCUUGGUUUACUCUAUACGUUACCACAACACAGACGUAAAGGCUACGCCAAGUUACUGGUGUCUAUCAUGGGCAAAUCCCUCCUGGAGCGAGGACACCCUGUGUACUGCUUCGUGGAAGAGGAAAAUGACACUUCCUACAAGCUUUUCACAUCACUGGGGUUCCAGCAUUCACAGGGUUACAGGGCGGUGUGGUUUGAGCUCAAUAAACGAGAAGACAAGAAAUAGAAAUGCAAAUCACUUCAAAUGUCAUUCUGGAGUUUUUAAUUACUUCAUUAUUUGUAAUAUAAUUUAUUUAUAUUACGCUCGGUUCUUGGUUGUUCUCCUUCUGUCUUUUCUCCGCAAAAUACUUCAGACCUUUGGAGCAGACGGUGAUGAUGAAGUGAGCCUCAUUGAUACGCCGGCUCAGCCAAGCCAUCUGACCCUCCUUACAGAUCUCCAGAUGUUCCCAGAGAUCCAGAGACACCUGCACAUCCAAACACACACAUUCAGUCAGAUUAAUCCACCUGAAACCUCAGAGAAAUCAGUCCUGUAUCAUGCACUCUUAUCCACUUAUAGACUUGAUGUCUUGAUAAAGAGCACACUGAUCCAACAAGCUUCAAUUUCACUUAAAAGCAUCAAAGUUUCCCACAAAGAGGCAUGUGAUCAGCUGGACAAAAAAAGAAACGUUUUCCCCCAUUCAAUAUGACAAUAUAAACUAUAGAGCUUUUAUUUUGGCAGAAAAUAACCUUAAAGAUCCUCUUUUUUGACAACAGGUUUAUAAACGAUUCUCAUUACAAAUAUGUGAAGAUGGUUGGUGUGUUUUGCAUUUUUAAAUACACAAUAUUUUAUCCACUUUUAUACAAUGACUGGAGGUCAAGUGUUUAUUUCACCUUCUGUAGAAGUAUUUAUCAUUCUUUAUCAUAGUUCAUGUUAACUAAUGUAGAUAACUAAUUACUGUAAAAUGUCACCAGCUAAUGAGACGAUACUGUAAAGUAUUCCCAUGUUUACUUUGGAAAAACAAACACUGAUGAAUCAUGCACAUAAUCAGGAACAUGUAUUAAUAAAGUAAAUAGGAUACAUUUA